AUGAAGAGAAAGUAAAUAAUAAAAUCGUAUUUGGCACAUUUUUUCCUGCCGUGCAUUCUUCUGUGACGAAUUAUGCACAAGACCGACCUACUAAUCUUAUCAAGCAAAGAGCGGAAAUAAUGCUUUUACAUCACCUGCACAUUCAAAAUUAAAGCGGAGAGAAUUCUCGUCUUUCAAGAUUAGACACGUUUUAUUCUGCAGGCUACCCAAAUAAAUUUUUGGUAUCUGAGCAUUGUUUGUGCGUAAUUGGAAUUCCUUUUGCAUUAUUGAGUCAGAGAGCAACGCAACAUGAACAACGUUUUAGAAUUCUUGGGUGAGGUAGAGUCCGUGCUGUUGGCGCUGGUCGUGGUGGCCUUGACGACCUGGACCCUGAUAAUCUACUCGUGGGUCCAAAAUGAGCUGCAGUCUCGUUUCUGCCUGGAUGAUGAAUCAGCAUCUCCGUGCAAAGGGCGCCAAAAGAAUCCAAUUUGCAGUGACAAACGAGCCGCAGCUGAGUCGAUUGUGGUCCGCCACGGUCCAGUCAACUACUACAUAACCUACAAAUGCACCUUCUUCAAAAGGACAGUGACCUCAACCCCAAAAGUCAGAGAUCAGGUUUCGACCUACACUGACGUCGUGGAAGGCGAAGACAACAAUGAGAUCCUUCCCUGCGCCCAAAACUCAACGGACGAGAGACAGGAUUCGUGCAAGCGUUGCGCUGCCCCGAUUUCUACCUCUGACCAACCUGAGAGCUGCAACACCUCAUUUGAAAUCCUCUCGUUAUCGGAAAUCGCUUCUUGA
Molecule: messenger RNA, 780 nt
Organism: Cloeon dipterum
Lineage: Eukaryota; Metazoa; Arthropoda; Insecta; Ephemeroptera; Baetidae
Exons: 3
Coding region: 289-780 (163 amino acids)
Source: RefSeq, a predicted model, not a curated record